Molecule: messenger RNA, 2338 nt
Organism: Rhagoletis zephyria (snowberry fruit fly)
Lineage: Eukaryota; Metazoa; Arthropoda; Insecta; Diptera; Tephritidae
Gene: Tpr2
Product: Tetratricopeptide repeat protein 2
Molecular function (GO): protein binding
Source: RefSeq, a predicted model, not a curated record
UGCAUACUAAACGAGGCUAAAUAUAGCUGCUUUCACUUAAAAUUUUUAACCAUUGCUUUUGCAUAUUUUGCAUAAAAGUUUGUGUGAGUUUGCGUGUAAAAACCUAUUUGUCGAAAGCAUAUUCUUUUGGUUUUUUUUUCUUUAAGAAAUGCAUUGUGAGCAAAUUUGAUUGAACAAAAAAAAUAGCAAGUGACCCAAAAAAAAUCUCACCCACAUAACUGUACUUAAUUGACGUCAACUCUAAUAAAAUCUUCGAAACCUACAGCAAUCUGAUUGGUUGCGAAUUGUUUAUGCAAUUAAAAGCUGAUUAUUGUUGGAAAAUAGACUUGUAAACCAAAUUCAAUAAGAGUGUCUGAUCCGCCUUAUCAGUGCAGCUAGUAUUUGAGAUUGAGAUCAAUGAAAACCAGUUUUGAGAGGGCUUUGGCAAAGAUGAUUUAUAUUGCAGAGGAGAAGAAAAAGCUUGGCAAUGACCAGUACAAAGCACAGAAUUACCAGGCUGCACUUAAGCUCUACUCCGAUGCCAUUCAAUUGUGUCCCGACUUCGCUGCUUACUAUGGCAACCGCUCUGCCUGCUACAUGAUGCUUUCUAACUAUAUCAAUGCAUUGAACGACGCCCGUCAGGCUGUGAGAUUAGAUCCGAAAUUCGAGAAGGCAUACGUACGCAUCGCCAAAUGCUGCUUGCUAAUGGGUGAUAUGGUCGGUUGCGAACAGGCUAUCAAAAAAGUGUUGGAUUUGGACUCGCAAAGUAAUGCUGUUAAAUCAGAGCAACAGGGAUUGCAGCAAUUGCGUCAGCUGGAGAAGACGAUACAAACAAAUUACGAUUCCAAGGCUUUUCGCAAUGUUGUCUAUUACUUGGACAGUGCAUUGGCAAUAGCACCUGCCUGCAUUAGAUAUCGUUUGCUCAAAGCCGAAUGCCUCGCUUUUCUCGGUCGGUGUGAUGAGGCCGUUGAUAUUGCCGUAAGCGUUAUGAAGCUGGACACCACUUCGGCUGAUGCUAUAUAUGUUCGUGGUUUGUGUCUUUACUACACUGAUAAUCUUGAAAAAGGCAUAUUGCAUUUUGAACGCGCACUCCAACUUGAUCCCGAUCAUAAAAAAGCCAAAGAGAUGCGAAACAAAAGUAAAGCUCUCAAAGAGAUGAAGGAAAAUGGCAACACCCUCUUUAAGUCUGGUCGUUUUCGUGAAGCACAAACUGUAUACACAGAUGCACUAAAGAUAGAUGAGCUGAACAAGGACAUAAAUUCGAAACUUUUAUACAAUCGUGCAUUGGUAAACUCCAAAAUCGGUGCAUUGCGUGAUGCCAUCGCUGAUUGCACAAGAGUUUUGGAUAUCAAUUCACAAUAUCUGAAAGCUUUGCUUUUACGUGCGCGCUGCUAUAAUGACCUAGAGAAAUUCGAAGAGUGCGUGAAUGACUACGAAACUGCUUUGCAGUUUCAAAAAACUCCCGAAAUCAAGAAACUAUUGCGCGAUGCAAAACUUGCACUGAAGAAGUCGAAGCGUAAAGAUUACUACAAGAUCCUUGGUAUUUCUCGCAACGCAACCGAAGACGAAGUAAAGAAGGCAUACCGAAAGAAGGCAUUAGUGCACCAUCCUGACCGGCAUGCUAAUAGUAGUGCUGAAGAACGCAAAGAAGAGGAACUGAAAUUCAAAGAAAUUGGGGAGGCCUAUGCGAUUUUGUCAGAUCAACGGAAAAAAAUGCGUUAUGAUAGCGGUCAAGAUAUAGAGGAUCAAGAGCAAGAUUUGGAUCCAAAUCAAAUGUUCCGGCAUUUCUUCCAAUUUAGCAGUGGAACAGGACCCGGGGCAUCAUUCGGAUUUGAAUUUUAAAUUUUGCAUGGACACCUCAUCACAACCACAAUCUUUUUCGUAGGAUAUUUGUCAACAAAGCAAGCGGCGGAGAUACAUUUGUGCAAAAGUUAAAAAUGAAACCAAAACCAAAUUGUUACCGUUGCUUGUCUUGUCGCAAAUUCGAAGGAAAUUUAAAACAAAAAUAAAAUUACCAACGUUUUAUGUAUUUUUAUUUAAAUAUAUAUUGAGUAUUACAAGGGUUUUGCAAUAGCGGUUAUCGAGAGAGCGAACCGAAUUAAAUUCUAGUUCAUUGUAGAAUUCCAGCUAUUAUAACUAAGCACAAUUCAUAUUCCGAUGGAAACAAGAGUUAUAGAAAAUUUUUGUAACAAAAAUUGUGGACGGUAAAUUAAAAGCAGUAAUACUGGAUACUUAACAACCAAAAACACAACAGUAAAGCAUUUUUGAUUCCCAAUUUAAACAUAUACAAUUUCAAUUUAUGUAUGUGAAUGUCUACUUGUUUAUAAUGUCAAUAAAAGAGUACAUCGAUGGACUUCAA